Molecule: messenger RNA, 1866 nt
Organism: Histoplasma mississippiense
Lineage: Eukaryota; Fungi; Ascomycota; Eurotiomycetes; Onygenales; Ajellomycetaceae
Exons: 5
Coding region: 1-1866 (621 amino acids)
Molecular function (GO): catalytic activity
Source: RefSeq, a predicted model, not a curated record
AUGGCUGGGCUGUUCCGCCUCGGGCAACUUCUUAAAGGGAAAAGAGGCUGCUACACCAUAACCAAGGAGGUCCAGAGUUUUUUACUCAGGAAAGUGGACUUCAUGGGCUGUAUGGAAAAUCCGAGAAAUGAUCACCACGCUAAACGGGCCAGCAACAGCGAUGGACGCCCGAACAAACUUGACGAAAUUGCAUGGCUUGUAACCGAGCUGAAAGGAAUAAUUGCACAACAAGGCCAGGUUGUGGAGACUCUCAAAACAAGCGUCGGAACGAAUGGCGAAUCCUCAACCCCUCCACUGGCUCCAACGCCCGCGUCUACAAAAGUCGACAGGAAAGACCCCCCGCUCUGCGUCCGUAUCAGUGCGGCACAGGCUUCCGACCCCAUGGACUAUGGAGGAUCCCUCACAAGAUAUCUCCCCGUGGAAGAGGUCAAAGCGAGGGUCACAGACGCCCUACAAAAGAAUACGCCAACCGAAGGAGUCGAGAUCAUCGGGGUAGGAACCACAAAAACAGGGUACAUCAUCCGCUUCCGGGAUGAAGCCUCCGAAGACACUGCCAGCGUGAACGAGGGGUGGCUCCGGAACCUGGGAAACCAAACAAAGCUGCUCGCCCGAAAGGGAUACAAGAUAGAAGAAAUCGCAUGGCUCAAGAAGAGGGAAUCCACGCUGGGCGCGUCGGCGUCACUUGGAAUAUGGUUCGACAGUGCGGAAGCUGCCGAAUGGGCGACUGCGCAGAACGCCACCCGACAGGAGCAACAGAGUGCAAAUCGAGAGCCAAUAUCACCAGCCUUCAAUGUUAACACAAAAACUACGGAUUUUACAACUAAACGCCAACAAAAACGUCCGACCAUGGAAGCACUCCUCAAUGACCGCAAAAUUGGAGACUUGGAGGUGCUACUCGUACAAGAACCCCCCUUCACAUAUUAUACAACACCAAUACAACACACACACUGGAGGGUGUUUCAAACAUCAUGCACUGAAACACACGCCACGGGGCGCAGUCCAAUAUACGUCAACAAGCGCGUAUCAACCUCGGCAUACCGGCAGAGGCGAUGCCACAGCCCAGAUGUCACAGCAAUCGAGCUCCAAAUAGGAGAAAGCCAGAUCUUGAUUUUCUCCACAUACAUCCCACCAUUCGACCCGGCAGACAACCCGAUACACCAGACCUUAAACGAAAUCAGCCGGACAAUCCGACUCUCACCCGCAACCAUGUUGAUCAUCGCAGGGGAUUUCAACCGACAUCAUCAGAUGUGGGGUGGAAUCCAGGUGAACCGAAGACGAGCCCGAGACACCGGGAGCCUCCUGGACUUCAUACAGGCUCAAGAACUCCAUAGCUGUCUCCCAUCUGGUACUGCCACCUACUGGUCAGCGAGCCACCCAGGCACACACUCCACACUCGACCUCACACUCAGUAACGUCCCACAUCAGUUACUCAAAUGCCAUCCCUACCAAGACAACUAUGGCUCCGACCACCUAGCGAUCUACUCGGAAUGGGAUCUGCAACUGAAACAGAAAGAUCCAAGCCAGCCACGCAGACUUUUUGACCAAGCGAACUGGGAAGAAAUUGGCAAAGCUGUAGAGAAGGCGAACCAUAUACCGUGGAUCGAAUCAACAGCUCAGCUGGAUGCAAUAGUUGGCAGAUUAAUCACAACGACAACAGCAGAAAUAGACAAGCACACCCCGCACGCAAGACCAUCUCCCUACGCCAAACGCUGGUUCAGCCGAGACCUGAAAAUACAGCAGUCCGAGUGCAACGGACGCCGAAGGAGGUGGCAGGCCAGUUGCGUUGAGCGGGGAAGCGACCACCCAACCCCCAAGCCCUACACCUGGACGCGCUGCGGAAGCGCAGGGAAUGGACUCGAACAAUAG